AUGUCGCUCUCGGAUAAGGAACUCUACGAAUUGAACAAAAAGGCCGUCACGGAAGGGUUCAAAAUCAAGCCCAGAAUCCAGUAUAACACCGUUGGUGGGGUCAAUGGUCCCUUGGUGAUUCUCGAUAAUGUCAAGUUCCCGCGUUUCAAUGAAAUUGUCAAUUUGACUUUACCCGAUGGCACAGUGAGACAAGGCCAAGUGUUGGAAGUGCGUGGCACCAAGGCCAUUGUGCAGGUGUUUGAAGGUACCAGUGGUAUCGAUGUCAAAAAGACCCGGGUUGAGUUCACGGGCGAAAACUUGAAAAUGCCCGUUUCCGAAGACAUGUUGGGUCGUAUUUUCGACGGAUCCGGUAGACCGAUUGACAAAGGUCCCAAGAUCUUUGCCGAGGAAUACUUGGAUAUCAAUGGAUCGCCCAUUAACCCCUAUGCGCGUAUCUACCCUGAGGAAAUGAUUAGUACCGGUAUCUCUGCCAUUGACACUAUGAACUCCAUUGCCCGUGGUCAAAAGAUCCCCAUUUUCUCGGCGUCGGGCUUGCCUCAUAAUGAAAUCGCUGCUCAGAUUUGUAGACAGGCAGGGUUGGUUCGUCCAACCAAGGAUGUGCAUGAUGGACACGAGGAGAACUUCUCCAUUGUGUUUGCUGCCAUGGGUGUCAAUUUGGAAACUUCGCGUUUCUUUAAGCAAGAUUUCGAAGAGAAUGGAAGUUUGGAGAGAACUUCGUUGUUUUUGAACUUGGCCAAUGAUCCUACUAUUGAAAGAAUCAUUACGCCAAGAUUGGCGUUGACCACCGCCGAAUACUUGGCCUACCAAACUGAAAGACACGUGUUGACAAUCUUGACCGAUAUGAGUUCAUACGCUGACGCUUUGAGAGAAGUUAGUGCUGCUCGAGAAGAGGUGCCCGGCAGAAGAGGUUACCCAGGUUAUAUGUAUACCGAUUUGUCCACCAUCUAUGAAAGAGCCGGUAGAGUCGAAGGCAGAAACGGUUCGAUUACUCAAGUGCCAAUCUUGACUAUGCCCAAUGAUGAUAUCACGCAUCCAAUUCCAGAUUUGACUGGUUACAUCACCGAGGGUCAAAUUUUCGUUGAUAGACAGUUGUCCAACAGGGCCAUUUACCCACCAAUCAACGUUCUUCCCUCGUUGUCGCGUUUGAUGAAGUCUGCUAUUGGUGAAGGCAUGACCAGAAAAGACCACGGCGAUGUUUCAAAUCAAUUGUAUGCCAAAUACGCCAUCGGUAAAGAUGCAGCGGCCAUGAAGGCCGUUGUCGGUGAAGAGGCCUUGAGCACUGAAGAUAAGCUAUCCUUGGAGUUUUUGGAGAAGUUUGAAAAGAAUUUCAUUAGUCAAGGUGCUUAUGAGAAUAGAACCAUUUUCGAAUCCUUGGACUUGGCUUGGUCAUUGUUGAGAAUUUACCCAAGAGAAAUGUUGAAUAGAAUCAGCCCAAAGAUCUUGGACGAGUUUUACGGUAGAGACAGGGACCAAGACGACGACGAUGAAGAUGAAGAUGAAGAUGAAAGUCAUGACAAUGACAACAAUGGAAAGAAGAGGGACUUGAUCGAUGGCUAA
Molecule: messenger RNA, 1557 nt
Organism: Lodderomyces beijingensis
Lineage: Eukaryota; Fungi; Ascomycota; Pichiomycetes; Serinales; Debaryomycetaceae
Source: the annotation of a GenBank genome assembly